Messenger RNA from Procambarus clarkii (red swamp crayfish), 2035 nucleotides. Its product is annotated as RNA-binding region-containing protein 3. Gene Ontology annotation, molecular function: U12 snRNA binding; pre-mRNA intronic binding. Gene Ontology annotation, biological process: mRNA splicing, via spliceosome. The record is from RefSeq and is a predicted model, not a curated record. Lineage: Eukaryota; Metazoa; Arthropoda; Malacostraca; Decapoda; Cambaridae. Gene Ontology annotation, cellular component: U12-type spliceosomal complex.
GCAUAUACAUACAAGAUGAGUUACAAACAUAAUGUUGGAUUUAUAGCUAGAGCUAGUAUAUACAAUGCCUAAAGCCAUUGAUAAACAAUGUUUCGGGCAAGAUGUGGGGGAAAAACACUUGAACUAAAACUUAAUACUAUUUAAGAUCAAAGCAUAAAUUAAGUUGAAAAAAGGGGAAGGGGGGGUGGAAACAUGGCAGAAAUCAACAGUUAUACAAGUUGGUCAACAAAUAGUAUUGUUUGAAAAUGCAAGACAAGGGUUGACAUUUAGGGGGUAAGGUUUGAUGCUACAAGAUGCCAAAUCUUCUUAAAGUUUGGUCGUUUGACAAAUCGCUUACUAACGAAGACAAAGAAGAAUUAUUGAAACAUUUUGGUGCUGUAAAUGUUAGACAUGUUUCCUGUCGGGGCCAAAAUGCAGCUGUACUUGCUAGCUUUAAAAAUGAGGAAGACUGUAAAUAUGCACUGCAGAAGUUGCACCAACUGGAAGUUUUGGGAUCAAGAAUUAUGGCCAUCUACAAGGAUUCUUCAUUACCUCCAUGCUCAGAUCAGCCCCACAGAUCCAAGGAGGAAACCAAGAUACAUGUACCAAGUCGCCAAGAAAGGAUAAGGCAGAAAAUAUGUGAUUUUGAGUCGCAAUUAAGUGCACUUGGACCAAAUAUAGGAGUGAGUCAUCCAAUACCACCAAAUUUAAGAUAUUUAUAUCCUCCGCCUUCACCAUCUGUUAUAGCCAAUAUAGCGCAAACACUUGUAGCUGUUCCCAAGUUUUACACACAAGUCUUACACCUAAUGAACAAAAUGAAUCUUCCCACCCCUUUUGAACCAGUUACUAAAAUCCCCACAGUAUAUACAAAGCUUUUAAACCUGAUGGGCUAUGAACAUAGCAUGGAAAAGAAUAUCUGUUCAAAAGAGAAUGACAAAAAUGCAAUUAAAGAAGGAUUAAAUUCAGAUACAGACAAUGAGAUGGAAGACAAAGAAAAUGAUAAAAGUGAUGAGCAGGAUACAUCAGAGGCAGAGUCUGAAUUAGAAAGUGAGGGGGACGGGUCAGUGAGUAAGCAACAGAAAAUAUAUCUACCUGUUAGACGGAAGCUCAGAUCCAAAAAUGUCUUUAACAAAAAGCCCAAACUGUCCUUGUUAAAGCAUACCUGUGUUUCCCAUCCUCGGAAUUCUGAAUCGGUUUCAGUGAAAGAUGUAUUCGAGGCUAGUGAAAGUCAUGGACCAAAAAAAUUGCAGUUGAGGCUAGAGGGAACAGUUCUCCCACAAGCAGAAGUAGAAGCAGAGAAAAAUGUUUCUCUCUCAGGAGGUUUUGGAAUGAUGACAUCAUCUGUAAACGUCAGAGAGGUGGCAGAUGAUAUGGUUGAAUGGAGGAAGGAAUCUUCAAAGUACAUAAGUAAAGAAGAGUUACAAGCCAACGUAGUCAACAAAGCAGAUUGGCCUUUGCUAACAGUUUUCAAGAAUUACCACCCAGGUGAACCAUCUACAAAACUAUAUAUAAAAAAUUUAGCCAAAACAACAAGUGAAGAAAAUCUGAAAUAUAUUUAUGGCCGCUAUGUAUUUUGGCAAAAUGAGGAAGAAGUUAGUGAGUUUUCCAUUCGUCUCAUGAAAGAGGGUCGGAUGAAGGGACAAGCCUUUGUAACAUUUCCAUCAGUAAAACAAGCAAUAGAAGCUUUAGAAGAUACCAAUGGCUUUAUCCUAAAUGAUAAACCAAUGGUUGUGGUAUAUGGGAAAGUUAAGACAGCACAGGUGACAAAUUAAUGUAAGUAAGUUACUAAAGAAAGUACUAAGCCAGUACCAUGAAGGCUAUACAGUACUCGACAUUAUUGCAUUCUGUUGCAGAAUAUUCAAGUUAUAGAUAGCAUUCAAGAUGCAAAGAUGAAAGUAGAAAUACAUUAGAUGAGCUAUAUGAGAGUUGAAGCUCAAUCUAUAUACACUGUAAUGAAUUUUGAAAUUGUUAUUUAGCAUAGUCAUUAAAUUCAACCAAAAGAAAUGACAUGACACUGAUAUACUGUAUUUCAGAAUGCAAAUAAACCAGAUUUAAU